AUGGCUUCUACAACUCGCGAACAACCACCGUGGAUCCCCCCGCAGCGGCGUCCAAACGUCCAGCUUCCCCCGCUGAAGAUCUACAACAGCUUGACGCGCAGAAAGGAUGACUACGUUCCGAUUGACCCCGAGGGAAAAGCCACGACAUGGUACACCUGCGGUCCGACAGUCUACGACGACGCCCACAUGGGCCACGCCCGGAACUAUGUGUCUACGGAUAUUCUGCGCCGAAUCCUGAAGGACUACUUCGGGUACCAGGUGAAAUAUGUCAUGAACAUCACGGAUAUUGACGACAAAAUCAUCCUUCGUGGUCGCCAGCAGUACCUGCUGGAGCAGUUCAAACAAAAACAGUCGGGAUCCCUGGACGGCCCGGUUCCUGAGCCAGUUCUUGCGGAAACGAAGGCGGCCGUGGAAUUCUACAUCAAAAAGAACCUGCCCCUCUUGUCCGCGGAUGUCACGCCAGAAACCUACGCGGCCGAGUCGGACAAGGCGUAUAAGAGGAUAUUCGAGGGCAAGGCAUUGGAGGGUGACGCGCCUCCAGGGGACACGGAAGCCAAGCUUAAGGUUCAUCUGCGAACUGUUGCGUCCGCUGCGGAAGCCCUACAGGCCCCCGGAAAGUUGUCUGAGUUUUAUGGCAAAACGGAGGAUGUUCUGCUGCCGUACCUCGAUUCUCUACACGGCUCCAGUAUCGACUCCAACGACCACAGCAUCUUCACGAGGCUUACCGAGAAAUUCGAAAAGCGGUUCUUUGAGGAUAUGAACUCGCUGAAUGUUCUGUAUCCUGAUGUUCUGACGCGUGUUACGGAAUAUGUUCCGCAGGUCGUUAGCUUCAUUGAAAAGGUUAUUGCCAGCGGCUUUGCCUACGCGACUCCCGAUGGUUCUGUUUACUUUGACAUUGAGGCGUUCGAGAAGGCCGGGCAUAACUAUGCUCGCCUGGAACCGUGGAACCGGAACGAUAAGAGCCUGCUGGCGGAUGGCGAAGGAUCGUUAACUAACAAAACCACCGUCAAGCGGAGCGAAAGCGACUUUGCACUGUGGAAAGCCAGUAAGCCCGGCGAGCCUUCGUGGCCCAGUCCAUGGGCUCCUGGUCGCCCGGGUUGGCACAUUGAGUGCUCCGUCAUGGCGUCCGACGUGCUUGGAAAGGCGAUCGAUAUCCACUCUGGAGGAGCGGACCUUCGAUUCCCCCACCACGACAACGAGCUGGCUCAGUCCGAGGCAUACUGGUCCACGGGCCCCCGCGUACAGUGGGUAAACUACUUCAUCCACACGGGUCAUCUCAGCAUCCAGGGCAUGAAAAUGAGCAAGAGUCUUAAGAACUUCACCACGAUACGGGCUGCUCUGUCCCAGGGUCAGUGGACUUCGCGCUCUCUUCGCAUUUGCUUCCUCCUCGGCCCGUGGGAAGCCGGUGUCGAAGUCACUGAAGAUUUACUGAAGACGACGACGUCCUGGGAAGGAAAGCUGAACAACUUCUUCCUAAAGAGCAAGGAAAUCGCGAGAAACCAAGCAACCGGCAACUCGUCUUCUGCCACAAACACGGAGGGGGACAAGCAAUUGCUUGCUGCCCUCGAAAAGGCCAAAUCGGAUCUUCACGCCGCUUUGUGCGACUCAUUCUACACACCGGGCGCUAUGCGGGCCAUUUCUGAGCUCGUCUCAGAAUUUAACAUUGCUAAAGACGUUUCUGACGCGACCGUGUUGGAACUGGCUCGCUGGGUGACGCGGAUGGUGACGAUCUUCGGUCUCGACGCGGAGGGCGACCUCAACGACCCUAGCCGAGUCGGCUGGUCCGGCCUUGACCUCCCUGCUUCCGCCCAAGCAUACAUCUACCCCGUGUCCAACCUUCGGGACCAGAUUCGCCAGAUGGCUCGUGGAGGGUCUGUCGACUACGCUGCGAUUUCCCAGCUCGCGGACACUAGUGUUCCGACAUCACCUCCCGCCACCGUCGAUGCAACCUCCCCUGACCCCUACCAGAAGGUGUCCGAGCAAUUCCGACAGGACGUGAAAGAGCUCGCUUCCAAGAACGCGGCCUCCAAGGAUCUCUUGGCGCUCUGCGAUCAGCUGCGUGAUACGCAUCUCUGGAACUUGGGUAUCUACAUUGAAGAUCGCGAUGCUCCGACUCCUGCGCUUGUUCGCCCUGUCGAUCGCUCUCUUCAGGAAGCUCGUGCAGAGAAGGAACAGGCUGCGUCGGCAAAGCUGGAAGCCAAGCGCAAGCGGGAAGCCGAGCAGGCCGAGAAACAGCGGCUACUGAAUGAGAAGGCCAAGCUCAGUCACUUGGAGAUGUUCAAGACUCCGGAAUACUCUGCUUGGGAUGAGAAUGGUGUUCCCCUGAAAGACAAAGAUGGGGAGGAGGUUGCGAAGAACAAAAGGAAGAAGCUGGUGAAGGAAUGGGAAAGACAGAAAAAGAUCCACGAGGAGUGGCUGAAGUCGCAGUCUGCAUGA
Messenger RNA from Aspergillus terreus NIH2624, 2436 nucleotides. RefSeq names its product cysteine--tRNA ligase. Lineage: Eukaryota; Fungi; Ascomycota; Eurotiomycetes; Eurotiales; Aspergillaceae. Gene Ontology annotation, cellular component: cytoplasm. Bases 1 to 2436 code for a protein of 811 amino acids. Gene Ontology annotation, molecular function: ATP binding; cysteine-tRNA ligase activity. The record is from RefSeq and is a predicted model, not a curated record. The transcript has a single exon. Gene Ontology annotation, biological process: cysteinyl-tRNA aminoacylation.